Molecule: messenger RNA, 654 nt
Organism: Ilyonectria robusta
Lineage: Eukaryota; Fungi; Ascomycota; Sordariomycetes; Hypocreales; Nectriaceae
Exons: 3
Coding region: 1-654 (217 amino acids)
Biological process (GO): DNA replication; DNA strand elongation involved in mitotic DNA replication
Cellular component (GO): GINS complex
Source: RefSeq, a predicted model, not a curated record
AUGUACGGGGACUUGGGCAACAAGCUGGUCCACCAUGCCAAGCGAACGCAGAACCUGACCCAUCUUCCUCCAUACCAAGCUGAGAUUGUCCGCGCCGUGACGCGAGAGGUCAGGGAUCUAAAGAAGGAUGUAGACGAACUCCUCGAGCCCUUUGACGAUGGUUUCCAACCGACCGAGGAACAAGCUAUUGCCUGCACCGUGCUGGUAAACCACCUGGCGAUGCGUCGGAACAAGCGGUGUUUGCUUGCAUAUCAUCGAACGCGGACGGAUAAGCUCGAAGAGCUCGUGUGGAAUGGAUCAGAUGUGGUUGAUCUGUCGGGCCAGCAAGUGCGGGAUGCCGCAGGCACAUCCAAUGGCGGAGCUGUUGGGGCCGGCGAUGCAACAACAAGCAGCCUGAGCCCUCAGGAGGAGGAGUACGUCCGCCAAUACGGAGACCUGCUUGCGGCGUACAAAGGCCAAUGGACGGACAUUGAUUUGACGGGGAGCCUGGAGCCACCGCGGGAUCUGUUUAUCGACGUGCGUGUGCUAAAGGAUGCCGGAGAGAUACAGACAGAAUAUGGCGCCAUCACUCUGACCAAGAACAGCCAGUUUUAUGUGCGGCAGGGAGACGUCGAGCGACUGAUUGCGCAGGGAUAUCUUCAUAAGCUGGGCUGA